UAUUUGUAAAGUUAAAGAUUACAAAACCAUCACUUUGCUCCCCACCUCUUUCACUCAACACUACUCGCUAUCUCCUCCAAAAAACAAAAACAAAAUGCAGGUUCAGAAUUAAACUGAAUUGCAAUGAUAUACCUAAAAUAUUCAACAUAUCUUCCUUCACAUUGCUAAGAGAGCUGAAAAAAGCCGAAAUGCUGGUUCAGACGUGAACCAAAUUGGGAUGAUCUAGCUCGAUUAUUGAAGAUUUUGCCAUCACGUUUUUAAGAGGCAUUGAAGGUAUAUAUGAAAGAAGCCAAUCUGAAGAUUCUACUGUUUUAGUCAAGGAGGGGAGGGGCAGAUGGAGUCCAAUAUGCCGCUUGAUGAUGCGGUUUUCCAGUUGUCACCAAAACGCUCUCGAUGUGAAUUGUUUGUUUUCAGUGAUGGAAACAUGGAGAAACUGGCAUCAGGAUUAUUAAAGCCGUUUGUGACCCAUUUAAAGGUUGCAGAAGAACAAAAUGCAUUGGCAGCUCAGUCUAUCAAGCUUGAAGUUAACAAGCGUAAAAAUUCUGAAACGUGGUUCACAAAGGGAACUCUAGAAAGGUUUGUGAGGUUUGUUAGCACACCAGAAGUUUUGGAGCUUGUCAAUACCUUGGGUGCAGAAAUGUCUCAGCUUGAAGCCGCCCGAAGAAUAUAUUCCCAGGGAGAAGGGUAUCAGUUUAGUAGCACGGGAAGUGGUGGAUCUGGAGUUACAGUAGCAGCUGAUGCAACAAAGAAGGAACUUUUGCGAGCUAUUGAUGUGAGGCUUAUUGCCGUACAGCAGGACUUAAUUGCAGCUUCUUCUCGUGCAGCUGCUGCUGGUUUCAAUCUAGACACAGUAUCAGAACUUCAAAUGUUUGCAGACCAGUUUGGUGCCCAUCGCUUGAAUGAAGCAUGCAACAAAUUUAUAUCCUUGAGUGAGAGGUGGCCAGAUUUGAUCAGUCCGUGGAAAGGGAUGCAAAGAGAUGAUCAAGCUGUUCGGUGCUCUUAUGGAUCAGACAUGUCGAUUGAUGAGGACCCUGCUAUUUCCGACCAGCCACCUACUCUGUCCCAUUCUACUAGUCGAGAAUCCUAUUUUAUCAAACAACAGCAUCCACACCACCUCAACCAAUGUAUGUCCUCGCAAUGUCAGCAACUGACACCCCCCUCGCAACAUUACAAUAGAGAAUCAAAUGUAAAAUCAGAAGAGAAGAGUAAGGAAAGGGAUGUCAUCGCUCAGAAAGAAAAGGAAGUCGACACUUCACCCAAGCAAGCCGAAUCAGCCGAGCUUAGUAGACAUAAAAGGCGGCUCAGUGUGCAGGACCGUAUCAGCUUGUUUGAGAACAAGCAGAAGGAGGAAAGUUCUGGGAGCACUGGCAAGCCAGUGGUUGGAAAACCUGUAGAACUUCAGAGGUUAUCAUCUGGUGUCUCAACCCCACCUGUCAUUGAAAAGGCGGUGUUGAGAAGAUGGAGUGGUGCCAGUGAUGUGACCAUUGAUUUGACUGGUGACAAGGACACUGAGAGCCCUCAAUGCACCCCUUCUUCUGCCUCUGUUUUUCAGUCCAAGUCAAAGGACCAAAAGGCAUCAAGUUUGACUGAUACAGCAAGCUUUGGCAGGCCAAAUUUAUGCAGUGUUUCAUCUAUGAUUGGUGACAGCAAAUUAAAUGAACAGACAGAUGAUAAUUUUAGGAUUCCAUAUACAAAUGAAAAGGAAGAGGUGUCUGAUGCGAAGCGAUUAACUGGUUCUUACAGGAAUAUAGAAGAUUCUUCCAAGUCUAUAUCAAAUUCUACUUCAGAUAUCCUUGAUACCGAUGGAUGGAAAGAACAAGCUAGUGGAAAGUCCAGGUCAAUCACACUUAUUAGAAGGGCUGACGAAAAGAGUCUGAAAAAUCAAAUGGAACCUGGAGGACAAUUUCUCACAUCCCCUGGCAGUAAGCACAAUCUAAUUGCUUCAACUCCCAACUCAAACUUCAAAGGGUCCCAAGGAGGUGAUGAGUUUGGAGGGAAUAAAGGCGAAUUGAUUCAUAAGGCUGCUGGCCUGAAGAAUCAUGGUGCUCGGCAAGAGCGUGAAGCUGUGAAGGCCAAGAUUUGGAAUCAGGAGGAACUGGGAUCAAGUGAUCUUUCAGUUUUGUGGUUACGAGAUAAGUCCUCUCAAAGGAUUACAGAGGACUCUGUGCCGUUGGAUAGCAGUUCUAGAGUAGAAGUUACAGAAUCGUUUUCUGCUAAAGGCAUUGAAAAUGAUUCUCUGUACCUGCAAUCAAGAUGGCGAUCCCCUGACAAAAUUGAGGAAGUUGGUGAGGAUGAGUUGGGCCCAUCUGAGAAAUUAGCAGGUGCUUCUGCAUCAAAUGGAGAGGAUUUCAGACAGCAACUAAUGAAGCUUAAAACACAAGGUGCUGCCGCUGACCAGAUCAGGAAGGCACAAGAUAGCAGAGAUGAAAGCAAUUCUGGAACUGGCAAACUGAUGUUGUCCGGCAAAAUGUUUAUGGAGGCUCAGGAUGGACCCAAGUCAUUUUUGACACCCCCUAUAGGUAAACUUCAGAGGGUAAGGCAGUCAAAAGGAAAUCAGGAGUUGAAUGACGAGUUGAAAAUGAAAGCUAAUGAGCUUGAAAGGCUUUUUGCUGAGUACAAACUAUGUGUCCCAGAAGACCUAUAUAAUUCUACCAGGAAAAGCAAGGCCAGCAACAUGCAAGGCCGGCAAGUUGCAAUUUCUUCCAACAAGAAGCCUGAUGUAGAUGAUGCUCUUGUUCAAUUAUCUGACAAUUACAUGUUGAAAGAGUCUGCCACAAAUUCCGAUGAUGUAGAUAGAUCCGCUAUUACUCCACCGAUUAAAGAGACUGACAAUCAGACUUUUGGAGAUCUUUUAAGUAGGACUUCCUCUGAGCUUAGUUUUUCAGAUGGCUCUCGAGGAAAAUUCUAUGAGAUAUAUAUGCAGAAACGAGAUGCAAAACUUAGGGAAGAAUGGAAUUCUAAGAGAGCUGAGAAGGAAGCCAAACUGAAGGCAUUGGAGGAUAGCCUUGAGAGGAGUAGAACUGAUAUGAAGGCCAAGUUUGCAGGGUCCACUGACAAGGUCAGUGCUGUUUCUGGUGUUCGUCGACGUGCUGAGAGACUUCAAUCAUUUAAUUCUAGGUCCAUUUUGAGGAGAGACCAGCAACAAUUAGUUUUUGAGCAAACUGAUGAAGAAGGUAUUCCUGAAUUUCCAAAGCGGAAAAAAUAUGGUAAAGACAAGUCUUUUGAUGAAACAUUUGUUGGGGAGGAUCGUUCUAAAAACACUCGGAACAAGAAACUAUUUCCUGUCAAAAGUUUUUCUUCAUCCACACCUUGCACCUCAGUAGUACCUGUUCCAAGGUUUGGCAGGAAAGCUUCUAGUAGUACCUCAGGUAGACGAAGAUUUCCAUAUGACAAUCCUCUUGCUCAGUCUGUCCCAAACUUCUCUGUCAUCAGAAAGGAAAACACCAAGUCUUCUUCUGCAGUUGGUAAAACAACUCGUUCACAAUCUUGAAACUAUAUCCGUGAUAAAAGCUCCAGUGAAGGGGCAUUUGUCAAGGAGGAAAAAUCAUGGCGAUCACAAUCCUUGAGGAAAACACAUUUUGCCAAUGUGGGAGAAUUUAGCGAAGCAUCUCCUUUGAAUUCAGAUGGUUUUGUGGCACCACUCAGGUUUGAGAUGAAACAAAUUGGCAAUGAUAAAUUUCUAAAAAGUUCAGAUUCGAAAACUUUCUUAAUAAAGGGUAAAGACCCUGUCUUUAGCGCUAGAGCUGGUCUGACUAUGAAAGGGUCUUCUGUCGUAUCUAAGCUUGAGGACAAUGAUAACGAAUCUGGUGAUAUGGUUCUUGA
Molecule: messenger RNA, 3822 nt
Organism: Capsicum annuum
Lineage: Eukaryota; Viridiplantae; Streptophyta; Magnoliopsida; Solanales; Solanaceae
Exons: 10
Coding region: 335-3490 (1051 amino acids)
Source: RefSeq, a predicted model, not a curated record